This is a messenger RNA of Dromiciops gliroides (monito del monte), 3905 nucleotides long. RefSeq names its product progestin and adipoQ receptor family member 3 (gene PAQR3). The coding region runs from base 113 to 1048 and encodes 311 amino acids. Gene Ontology annotation, cellular component: membrane. NCBI's taxonomy places the organism in Eukaryota, Metazoa, Chordata, Mammalia, Microbiotheria, Microbiotheriidae. The transcript is spliced from 6 exons. The record is from RefSeq and is a predicted model, not a curated record. Gene Ontology annotation, molecular function: signaling receptor activity.
UCGGAGGCAGCGCCGCGGAGCGGGGAGGGUCUCGGGCCGCCGCUCGCUGGGAGCCGGCGCCGGGCCCGUCCGCCCCCCGGCCGAGGAAGGGGCGGCGCAGGCGGCGGCCGCGAUGCACCCGAAGCUGCUGAAGAACGCGCACUACAUCGAGCUGGGCAGCUACCAGUACUGGCCCGUGCUGGUGCCGCGCGGCAUCCGCCUCUACACCUACGAGCAGAUCCCCGUGUCCCUCAAGGACAACCCCUACAUCACGGACGGCUACCGGGCCUACCUGCCCUCGCGCCUCUGCCUCAAGAGUUUGUUUAUUUUGUCCAAUGAGACCGUGAACAUCUGGAGUCAUUUGCUGGGCUUCUUCCUCUUCUUCACACUGGGUAUAUAUGACAUGACUUCUGUAUUACCUUCAGCAAGAGCUUCUCGAGAAGACUUUGUCAUUUGUUCUAUUUGUCUUUUCUGCUUUCAGGUCUGUAUGCUCUGUUCUGUAGGUUAUCACCUUUUCUCUUGUCAUCGCUCAGAAAAAACCUGUCGACGAUGGAUGGCAUUAGAUUAUGCAGGAAUCUCUGUUGGCAUACUGGGUUGCUAUGUGUCAGGAGUAUUUUAUGCAUUUUAUUGUAAUAAUUACUGGCGUCAGGUCUAUCUGAUCAUGGUGCUUGCUAUGAUCCUCACCGUCUUCUUUGCUCAGAUUCACCCCAAUUACCUCACUCAACAGUGGCACAGACUUCGUUCCAUUAUCUUUUGUUCAGUGUCUGGGUAUGGAGUGAUUCCUACUAUUCACUGGGUCUGGCUCAAUGGAGGUGUUGGUGCGCCUAUUGUGCAGGAGUUUGCACCUCGUGUAAUUGUGAUGUAUGUGAUCGCCCUUGUUGCUUUCCUCUUCUACAUUUCCAAAGUUCCAGAAAGAUACUUUCCAGGACAGCUAAACUACCUCGGGUCCAGCCACCAAAUAUGGCACAUCCUUGCAGUGGUCAUGUUGUAUUGGUGGCAUCAGUCAACAGUGACUGUCAUGCAGUACAGACACAGCAAGCCUUGUCCUGACUAUAUUCCACACUUGUGAAUGCAGGUACGGCAACCUGGUACAGUCACAUGUCAAGCAAUAUCAGAUGGUGGAAAUUGCAUAUUCUUUACUUUAAAUGUUCUGUUUUUCUUUUGUUAUCUUAAGGCGUGUAUCAUGAUUAAUAUUUUAUGAAAGUUUUAAAAAAUACACUCAGGGGGAUUUACAGUUGCCCAGUAACUCAGUCAUUGGGCCUCACUUGUUUGAUUCCGCUAUAUGUAUUUAGCUUCUCACAUAUGCCAACUUAGCACCCACAAAGUGUUAAACCAAUCUAUGUUGUUGAAAAUUAGGUUCUUUUAUUUACCAGUUUUAUUUCUCUAGGAAGCAUUCAGCAUUACUGGAGGAUGGCAUCUGUGAUUACAGAAAUAUUCUUGCAGUCACCCCGAUUGUUUAUAAAUGAAGAUUUUAAAAAUCAAGUUUAAGUGCCUGAUCAGGGCAGUAAUAGCCUGAGUUUAACAAGUACUAGAAUAAUCAUUUUGAUUUGAGUUUAGUUUGCAACAAGGUCCAUUUUUUUUUUAACUUCUAAAAUACUGAUUAUCAAAUGGUUGUGUUGUAUGUUUUCAGAAGAACAUUGUCUCAGGCUUCAGGGUUUGUCAGAAUAAGCCUUUUUGUUAACUCCUAUGAAUUUUAGCUCUAAAACUUGAUUUUAGACAAGCUUGGAAUAUAUACAGUACACUGAUUAACUGUGUGGUCAUUCUCAUAGGAAAUUGAGAUGAUUUAGCAGUGAAAGAGACUGUGUUCUCAUUAGAUCAACCACAGUAGCUAAUUUCAUCUGUCUAUCCAAACCCUGAACAUUAAUGCAGAGAAAGGGCCCAGAAUCCCACAAUGCCGGAGUUGUGCUAAACAUUCACACGUGUAAUCCUUUUCCUAGAAACUGAGGAUCUAAAAUUCAUGAUGAAAGAUCCCGGAUUCCUGGGUGUAUUGCCAAGGCUUCAUUCUGAAAUCAGCCAUGAGCUUUGGAGUAAAAGCAGUGGUUCUCAAAUUUCUUGGUCUCAGGACCCCUUUACAUUCUCAAAAAUUGAGGACCCCAAAAAGCCUUUGUGGGCUAUAUCUAUUGACACUUUUAUUAGAAAUUAAAACAUUUUAGGAUUAGUAUGAAAAACUUUUAUCUCUUGGAUCUCCUCAAAGGGUUUCAGGGACCUGCAACCAUACUUUGAGAACCAUUGGAGUAAAGUACUGCCAUUGCCCAGUCUGAAUACUUAUGGUUCUUCAUACUCUAGUCCCCUAAUGUCAGCAUUGUGAUUAUAUUACAGUAUUGUCAUAGAAAUAACCAAUAUUUGGAGUCUCAGAAUUCAAAAUUGGAAUGAUUUCCCUUUCCUUAGAUAUGCAAUCUGUGUUCUAUCAAACAAGGACAUUUUUUGGAUCCUCUUGUUCUAACAAAUAAAUAAGAUAAAGACUUAAGAACAAGAGGUUUAUGGUGUUUGAUACUUCAAAAGUUAAAUAGAAAACUUGUUAUUGCUAAGUUGAACAAACUUUUUGAAAAAUAAAUUAUAAUUCAUGAGUUAAUACUGUAUUUGAAGAAAAUUAAAAUUACUCAGCUUUCCUAAGGAAUGUUGAAUAACACAUUCAAAUUAUACAUCCGUUAUGACCUUAAGAAUGCAAACUUUAGGGGGCAGCUAGGUGGCACAAUAGAUAAAGCACUGGCCCUGGAUUCAGGAGGACCUGAGUUCAAAUCCGGCCUCAGACACUUGACACUUACUAGCUGUGUGACCCUGGGCAAGUCACUUAACCCCCAUUGCCCCACAAAAAAAAAAAAAAAAGAAUGCAAACUUUGCCUUCAUUUAUCCAUCUAGAAAAUGGAAAUGUUAACUCCCCCCCCCCCCAAGCUUCUGAGAUACUCAAGUGCAAUAUAUAGGUAAAGUUUCUUUUUUUUUUUUCCUUUUAAGGAAGAGUACUUUAUAUUUUCUGGUGGCACUCCCACUUUGAAAAAAGCUAUACAAUAGUUACCCUAUGCCCUUAGAAACCUUCCCAAAAUAGUGGCUAUCUCCUCUCAAGCAUCUCUUAUUAGCUUACUGUAACAUUACUACCUUCAAACAAUCAAAUAUUUUGCCUUCUUGGCCAAAGGAAAAAGGAUUUGUGCAGUGCCACAGUGGUUACAGGUGACUUAAGAGUUCAUCUGGGUCUGUAACCUGGUUAUUGUCAAAUCUCAGCAUAAACAAAUAAGUUCUUUGCAACAUUCUUUGACUUGUUUGAUACUUAUAAAAUACCAUGAGUAAAAGUUUUUGUUUUUUUAAUGGACUAUACUAGUCUUGGGGAGAAUUAUACAAGAAACAUCUCAACACUUAAAGCCUUUCUUUAUUCUUGUAAAUUUUGUAUUACUUGUAAAUCUUAAUGUGGUAUAUUUAUUUGUUGAGGUGUUAAUGAAUGUAGGUUGCUAACAACUAAACACUUCGAGGUUUGUCAAUAUUUAUUGACCACUUCUUGUGGGUGAACUCCACACUUGUAUUUUUAGAAGUCUCAUUAGUUAACAUUAAAUAACUACUUACAACCUGCCUCCAAAACUUCUGAGCCUUUUGAAAUGUACAUCUGUUAAUAUUAUUUUCCAAACUUGUUGGUAAAGCAAGUUUCAAGGCACACUAAUAUUCCAGUUACUAAUAAAACUUGAGUUCUGCUAGGAUCAGAAACUGCUUUUAAACUGUAAACUAAAAAAUAUUUUUAAGUUUGGAGCCAUUUUGAAUAUCGUAUAGUAAUUUAUGGAUUCAGUCAACUAGCUUUAGCAAUACAAGUAUGUUUGUAUAAAGUCAAGCCAUUAGCAACAAGUAGCAAAGAAAUUAUUGUCACUUUGUGUUUAUACUGAGUGCAAUUUACAUUGGGCUGCAUGGAAAAUAUAUAUUAAGUAAAUAAAUUGGAUUUAUUAAAA